CACUUCACCAAUCGAAGCAGAGCAUCUCGGAAGACGAAUCGAGCCGGCGGUGAAAACGAAAAAGGAAACCGGUAGGAGUCGACCGGAUCGAAGCAGAUUAGCGGCCAAAAGAUGCCUUCUUUGGAAGAUGCAAAAGAGCCGAUCGAGGUCCAGGUCCGCUCCGUGUGGGCCGAUAACCUGGAGGCGGAAUUCGACCUCAUCCGCGAGGCCGUCGAGUGUCACCCCUUCGCCGCCAUGGACACGGAGUUCCCCGGCGUCGUCCACCGCUCCCGGAAGCACCCCGCCAUCCUCUGCCCCGCCGAACGGUAUGCCCUCCUCAAGGCCAACGUCGACGCCCUCCACCUCAUCCAGGUGGGCCUCACCCUCUCCGACGCCGCCGGCAACCUCCCCGACCUCGGCGCCGGCGGCUCCGUCCGCUACGUCUGGGAGUUCAACUUUCGCGAUUUCGACAUCUACCGCGACCGCUACGCCCCCGAGUCCAUCGACCUCCUCAGGUCCAACGGGAUCGAUUUCGAGAAGAACCGGGCGCGGGGGAUCGACUCCCGGCGCUUCGCCGAGCUCCUGAUGUCGUCCGGCCUGGUGUGCAACGACUCGGCCGUGAGCUGGGUGACGUUCCACAGUGCGUACGACUUCGGGUACUUGAUAAAGAUCUUAACUUGCCGCAGAUUACCCAGCAAUCUGGGCGAUUUCAUGGGUUUGGUGAGGGUCUUCUUCGGGGACAGGGUGUUCGACAUGAAGCACAUGAUCAAGCACUGCCACAGCCUGUACGGCGGAUUGGAUCGCGUGGCGAGCACGCUCCAGGUCGACCGGGCGGUGGGGCGGUGCCACCAGGCGGGGUCGGACAGUUUGCUAACCUGGCAAGCGUUCCGACGGAUGAAGGAGCUCUUCUUCAUCGGCAACGACGACGGAAAGCACGCCGGAGUCCUCUACGGCUUGGAAGUCUGCUGAUACCGAAAUAAAAACAAAUGUUUAUUGAUUUAUUCGUUUGUACUAAGAGAAUCUUGUGUAUGCUAGCUAAGAAUUCAAUGCCAAAAAAAUGGGAUCUUCGAUGG
Musa acuminata subsp. malaccensis (wild Malaysian banana) is the source of this 1052-nucleotide messenger RNA. RefSeq names its product probable CCR4-associated factor 1 homolog 11. Gene Ontology annotation, cellular component: CCR4-NOT complex; P-body; CCR4-NOT core complex. The record is from RefSeq and is a predicted model, not a curated record. NCBI's taxonomy places the organism in Eukaryota, Viridiplantae, Streptophyta, Magnoliopsida, Zingiberales, Musaceae. Gene Ontology annotation, molecular function: nucleic acid binding; poly(A)-specific ribonuclease activity.